Molecule: messenger RNA, 369 nt
Organism: Oldenlandia corymbosa var. corymbosa
Lineage: Eukaryota; Viridiplantae; Streptophyta; Magnoliopsida; Gentianales; Rubiaceae
Source: the annotation of a GenBank genome assembly
AUGCCUGAGCACCAUAAGUGUCGACGGUUUGAUAAUCUACUUUGGCAAUUGUACGUUGUCAGCCUCAUCGCAGUUAAAUCUUUCGUGAUUAAAAUGGGUUUUGGAUACUUCCUCGUCAAGGGUCUCAUUCGAUUAGACAACUCCCUUGUGACAGCCUUGGUCGAAAGAUGGCGGCUCGAAACUCAUACAUUUCACUUUCCAAUGGGAGAAGCAAUAAUUACGCUCCAAGAUGUCGAAGUUCUUUUAGGUCUGAGAAUUAAUGGAAAUCCUAUAACUGGCAUUGAUUCGCCACCAGCUAGUUGGGUCCCAAUAUGCCAGGAAGUUUUGGGCUUCACACCUAAAUUUAAAAAGGGUCCAACCAAGUUAUAA